CUAGAAUAGUGUAUAUAUAAUUACUAUCUAUACUAACAAAAAAUUAUACUUUCCAGAGUUUUUUUGUUAAAAUAUUAUAAGUGUUAGAAAAUUAAAAUGUUUUCAGGUCUAAAUGCAGCACCAGCGACACCAGAACAACAAAAUUCAAAUUACCCAUCUACUGAUUCGAAGCCGAGUUAUGGACAAGUUAUUCAGCAUACAUCCAAUACUUGUCAACCAUCUUCUAAAGUGGUAGCUGAUGGUUGGAUGCCUAUUCCUCAAUCUAUACCACAAAACUGUCCAAAUGGACUUCAGUAUCUUUCAACAAUUAAUCAGUUACUUGUUAAACAACAAGUGGAAGUUUUAGAAGCCUUAUUGGGGUUUGAGACCAAUAACAAGUAUACUAUUAAAAAUAGCGCUGGUCAAAAAGUGUUUUAUGCUGUUGAAGAUAAUGAUUGUUGUACUCGAAAUUGCUACGGGCCAAUACGACCGUUUGAAAUGAAAAUUUUGGAUAACUAUAAAAAUGAAAUUAUCCAUUUAUCGAGGCCCUUAGCAUGCGAUUCCUUCUGUUUUCCUUGUUGUUUACAGAAAAUUGAAGUAUUUUCACCACCUGGAUUUUUGGUUGGAAUUGUCGAACAAGAAUGGGCAAUUUUCUCAUCAAAAUUUACCAUACGUAAUGCAGCUUAUGAAAAAGUAUUAAAAAUCAAAGGACCGAUGUGUCCUUAUAGUUUCUGUGGAGGAGAUGUUAAAUUUGAAAUAUUAUCUAAAGACAAAACCACUGUAGUUGGAUGUAUAUCCAAACAAUGGUCUGGAAUUUUAAGAGAAGCAUUUACUGAUGUCGAUUUCUUUGGUAUAACUUUUCCUAUGGAUCUUGAUGCCCGUAUGAAAGCUGUUAUGCUAGGAGCUUGUUUUUUGAUAGAUUUUAUGUUUUAUGAGAAGUGAUGGUAUUGGGCUUUGUUGACUUUGUUUUAUUCUAUCGUAUGUAUUAUGUAUAACUUUAUAAUCAAAACAGAGAUAUUCAGUAAUGUGAAUUUUUA
Messenger RNA from Rhopalosiphum maidis (corn leaf aphid), 1016 nucleotides. It is a transcript of the gene scramb1, whose product is annotated as phospholipid scramblase 2. Gene Ontology annotation, cellular component: plasma membrane. Bases 97 to 921 code for a protein of 274 amino acids. Lineage: Eukaryota; Metazoa; Arthropoda; Insecta; Hemiptera; Aphididae. Gene Ontology annotation, molecular function: phospholipid scramblase activity. The record is from RefSeq and is a predicted model, not a curated record. The transcript has 7 exons. Gene Ontology annotation, biological process: plasma membrane phospholipid scrambling.